AUGCAGGGCCUCCUCUGCCCCGGGCACAUCCGCUCCUGUAUGUCGCCGCGACGACCGGCCCCGUCUCCUGCGUCUGCACCGCCCCGCGGCCUUCUCCUCCUCGGCGCCGCGCCCGGCGGCCCCGUCCGCGCCACCGCCCCAGCAACGUCUCCACAGACGUGCCCCGUCGUCGCGGCGACUAGCUCCCACGCCACCCAGCCUUGGCUCCCUGCUGUCGCUGCUCCGCUGCAGUCACGGCCACCAGAGGCCCCCUACGCCUGCUUCUACUCGCUCUCCACAAACGGCCCCGUCGUCGACUCCUUCGAGGUUGCGCCCGUCCGUCCGCGCCCCGCGCCCGCCGGUCUCUCCCGGGUCCGGCUCCCUGCGUCGGCCCGGCCGCCCCACGCCGGGUCCGGCUCUCGCGUCGCCCCUCGGCUGCCAGGCCCCUCGCCGCCUCCGGCUCGGUGCCCCGCCCGCCGGCCUCGUCUUCAACCCGGCCAGCCGCCUCCGCUCCCGCGCCGCGUACCGGCCGCCGGCUUCUACCGCGACCCGGCCGCCGGCUGCUGCGACAUCCCGGCCUCCUGCACUGGCUGCUGCCGUGACCCGGCCGCCGGCUGGUGCGGCAUCCCGGCCUCCUGCGCUGGCCGGCUCCGCCCGGCGACCAGGCCUGCCGGCUCUGCCCGCGCCGGCUUCGCUGACGACCCGGCCUGCCGGCUCCCCAGCAACCCGGACGCCGGCCUCUGGCGCGACCCGGCCGUUGGCUUCCGCCGCGUCCCGCUCCUGCCAGCUCAUCAGGCAGAAAAUAAAGAAAACAGAGAGAAGAAAAGUCAAGCCAGCAGCUGA
Molecule: messenger RNA, 822 nt
Organism: Aegilops tauschii subsp. strangulata
Lineage: Eukaryota; Viridiplantae; Streptophyta; Magnoliopsida; Poales; Poaceae
Source: RefSeq, a predicted model, not a curated record